AUGGAGAGUCAUUACGGCACCCACGCGGAGCUCAAGUCGCUCAUCGCCGGCUUCCACGCCAGGGGCAUCCAGUGCGUCGCCGACGUCGCGAUCAACCACCGGUGCGCCGACUACAAUGACAGCCGCGGCAUCUACUACGUCUUCGAAGGCGGCACCACCGACAUGAUCUGCAGCGACGACACACAGUACUCCAACGGCUGCGGCCACCGGGACAUGGAUGCGGACUUCGCCGUGGCGUCCGACAUCGACCACCUCAACCCGCGCGUGCAGGAGGAGCUCCCCGAACUGGCGCGCGCAGAGGUGACGGGCGCAGGUGGUGGCGGCUCGCGACGAACUGGAUUGAGGCACGACGAAACGGAACAAUUAGAUCUGCUGCAUAGGAUCUUAAACAUUGAUACAAAGAACGUAGACGUAAGGAUAAUUAGUCAUAAUUUUACAAAUAAUACGAUCAUUACUAAAAUACUCUAUUAAAAUAACGAUACUCUCCUUCACCGAUAUUAUUUUCUACCGUAAAAGAUCUCUGUUAAAAAGAACACCUUA
Molecule: messenger RNA, 540 nt
Organism: Phragmites australis (common reed)
Lineage: Eukaryota; Viridiplantae; Streptophyta; Magnoliopsida; Poales; Poaceae
Product: alpha-amylase isozyme 3B-like
Exons: 2
Coding region: 1-471 (156 amino acids)
Biological process (GO): carbohydrate metabolic process
Source: RefSeq, a predicted model, not a curated record